GUAGUCACAGACCCCCCAGAGGUGAUAUGCAUGUCUUUUUGAGCAUCCUCCUCAGCAACUAGUCUUUACAGUACAGCCAUCAGUGCUGUGCUCUGAGUGAUCUUAAGUCAGGGUUCAUUUAGAUCAAAGUUCUCCAUCUGGCUUUCCGUGCCUUGAUAGAUAGGACAGCCCAGAGAAGUUGUUUAACUUGAUCCCGAAGACGGAGGCGGUCUGAAGUUACUGAUCCAGUCAACCCCAAUCAUCAUCCUUGUCCUCAUCUCACUCCUGGCACUAACAAACACUGGCAGUUACUCCUUUUGGUUUUUACUGAUACGGAGACAGGAGAUUAGUUUGAAUCUUCUCAGAGAUUACCCUGCUUGGAAUGUCCUAAAGCCUUCAUGAAGAUUAUUUCCAGCUUCUGAAUCUGGGGGCAGCACUGAAACCAACACUCACCUGUUAAGCAGACUAACGAGAUGAGAGAUGAGAUCCUCACUUACUGUUGUGACUUUGUGCCCCCUCAGAUGGAUCCUUGUACUGAUCAUCUUUGUGCAGCAGCUCCAUGCAGGGGGGGUUGUGGGUCCAUGUCAAGGUAGAGACUGCUCUGUAUGUCAGUGCCAUCCUGCCAAAGGUGCACGGGGAGCUCCAGGGAAGCCAGGGGACCAAGGCCCCCAGGGAACAAUGGGACCAUGGGGACGUGAAGGGCCACCUGGAGAGAAAGGCAGGAGGGGAGCAGAGGGAUCACAUGGCCCAGAGGGUCCCAAAGGAGACCGUGGCAAGACUGGUGUUCCUGGUUUUCCUGGUAAUAAUGGCUUAUUAGGUCACCCUGGAGCAGGUGGCGAACCUGGUUUGCCAGGAGUGGAUGGCUGUAAUGGAACAAGGGGUCGACCAGGAGUCCCUGGUAUUCCUGGUUCAGAUGGUCCCUUUGGGCAGCCGGGAUUACCUGGACCUAAAGGAAUUAAAGGAGAACCUUUGUAUGGCGCUACCCUUCCAGGACUUCCUGGGGAGCGUGGGAGAGAUGGAGACUUUGGCUUACCUGGAAGACGAGGAGACCCUGGGCCUAAAGGCCACAUUGGCCUUACUGGUUUUCCUGGACCUGAGGGCCUAGAAGGUCCUAAAGGUGUCAGAGGACUACCAGGCAGCCCUGGAGGAUCACUGGCAGGCGAUAAAGGUGACAAUGGUGAGCAAGGCCCACCUGGCCCCCAAGGAACAGAAGAAGUCAUAGCAUUUCUUACAGACUUUCUUCCACCUAAAGGUUACAAGGGAGACAGAGGUCUUCCUGGAACAUGUGGACCAAAGGGCAAAAUGAGUGACUUAGGAGACUAUAACAGAGAAGAAAUGAAAGGAGAGCAAGGAAUCCUUGGAAUUCCUGGACUUCGGGGUCCUCCAGGAUUUCCUGGUAAAGAUGGACCAACAGGACGUGAGGGUUUCCAUGGAGAGAAAGGACUUCCAGGUCUCAUUGGAAGAACUGGAUCAAAGGGUUAUCCAGGAGAUCCCGGUUUCCCCGGACCCCUGUACUUUCAUAAUGGAAGUCAUGCCAGAGGUGCUAAAGGUGAGCGUGGGUAUCCAGGAACGUCUGGACUCCAAGGUGACCCUGGGUACAUGGGCAUGCAUGGACCUCCUGGCCCGUCAGGGUUAACAAUACCAGUGCCAGGCCUGCAAGGUCGACAAGGGCCCCCUGGUCCAAAGGGCUACAAGGGAGAGCCAGGGAGUUAUAACAAAUUUGAAAUCCCAGGACCAAAGGGAACUAAAGGACUCCCCGGAGCUAAAGGUGUCAGAGGCCUUCCUGGUCGUCCAGGAUGUGGAGAUUACUACUGUGAGCCUGGUUACCCAGGUGACCCUGGUGACCCAGGAUCUAGAGGAUCUGCUGGAAACAAAGGGCUCAAAGGAAUUAAAGGUUGUCAAGGCGAAUGUAAAUGUAUAUCUGGUGGGGGAAGCGUAGGGCUCCCUGGCACACCUGGUUAUCCGGGACAUCCAGGGUUACCUGGAACUCAAGGACUCAAGGGGGAACCAGGACCGAGAGGAGAUGAGGGCCCAGAAGGACCAAAAGGCUUUCAAGGAAUUCCUGGUUUAAAAGGACAGAAGGGUCAGAAAGGUGACUCUUUUGCGGUAGGUGGUAAAGGUGCCAAGGGUGACCAAGGAGUGCCUGGUCAAUCUGGCCCUCCUGGAGCAACAGGUAGGCCAGGACAGGAUGGCCCCCCUGGCCCUUCAGGAGACCCAGGACCACCAGGCGCUGGAUAUGUAGGAUUACCUGGUCCCAAAGGUGACCCUGGUGUUGCUGGACCCAAAGGCUUUCCAGGGAUUGUAGGCCCUACAGGUCCUGGUUUUCCAGGCUCUACAGGGCCACCUGGACCUAAAGGAAAUCAGGGACAUUCUGGCCCCCCAGGAAUUCCUGGACGACCAGGGCCUCCAGGUGAAAUUGAGAAAUGCUGUCAUGAAGAUGAGGUUGGAUCACCUGGUCCUAAGGGUCAGCCAGGUUCCCCAGGGAUUCCAGGUGAUCCAGGAAGAGAUGGUUUCCCUGGAAUUCUGGGACAACCAGGCCCUAAAGGCAUGAAAGGAGAUGACGGCGAUACUUUAGGGAUUGGACUGCAAGGACCUCCAGGUUUCAAUGGGGAUCCAGGUGACCCUGGUCCCUGUGGGAUUAGCCUCGAUGGCCCUCCAGGCCCUCCUGGGUUACUAGGACUCCCAGGCAGGAAGGGUGCCCCAGGAGAUGUCCUCUCUUCCAGUCCAGGUGCUACUGGCCCACCUGGCCACCCUGGGGCUAUGGGGACAAAAGGACCUCGUGGCUUUCCUGGAAACCCAGGGUCUCCAGGCAUAAAAGGCCAGCCUGGACGACCAGGCCGUAAAGGAGAGCCAGGAGUCUAUGGUGACCCUGGUGCUACUGGUCUCCCAGGCCUACCUUGUACUGUGUGUGACCUGAAUGGAUCUUCAGGACCUCCAGGUCCUCCAGGAAACCCUGGACAGAUGGGCGUACCAGGCUACCUUGGUGAGAAGGGCUUGAAGGGAGAUAUAGGUCCACCUGGUCACGGACAGAAGGGUACUCAAGGUUCCCCUGGCCUUCCUGGUGUCCCAGGCCCACUUGGACCAAGAGGCACCGCUGGCCUGCCAGGGGAUCCUGGGUUUGAUGGCAAGCUAGGACUGAAAGGUGAAAUGGGCUACCCUGGCAGGGCUGGGGCAAAAGGUUUACUAGGUCGUCCUGGACCUCCAGGACCCAGAGGUAAACAGGGAGAGAGAGGCUUUAAUGGUCGACCAGGUGACACAGGAGACCCAGGACUGCCUGGUAAUAAGGGUUUACGUGGUCUCCCAGGGUUACCAGGCCCUAGCUUUGUGAAUGUGACAAAAGGCCCAGAGGGACUUCUAGGAAGGAGGGGACAACCAGGCCAACAAGGACUUGCAGGCUCAAAGGGUGUAAGGGGAAUACCAGGUGACUCAGGGCCUGAUGGAUGGCCUGGUCCGCCAGGGUAUAAGGGCAGCAUUGGUGCUCCAGGCAGGCCAGGAAUACCUGGGAUUCCUGGGAACCCUGGAAUCAAUGGUUUCCUUGGUCCGAGGGGUUAUCAUGGGCCUACUGGAGAUCUGGGAGAUCCAGGGCCUACAGGACAUAAUGGUAUACCAGGGCUACCAGGAUUUCCCGGUGCCAAAGGUGAGCCAGGCAAGUCUUAUGGACAACCUGGUCCACCUGGACCCAAAGGAUUGCCAGGGGAGGAUGGACCCAGUGCACACAGAGGGAGUCCAGGAGAUCCAGGUGACCGAGGACCCAGGGGAAGGCCAGGAAAGCCUGGACAACCAGGCAUUCCGGGGGAACCAGGAACACAGGGAGGAACAGGCUUACCUGGGCCCCGUGGCCCAUCAGGCCGUCCAGGUCUUCCAGGUAUUCCAGGUGAUCGUGGAGUUCUGGGACCACCGGGUCCACCUGGUACUGGUCCUCCAGGGCCCCCUGGACCACCAGGUCUGCCUGGACUGAAUGGGCUUAGAGGUCCAAAAGGGAUGAAGGGAGCAAGUGGCAAAGAUAUCCCUGGCCCUCCGGGACCAGACGGUUGUCCGGGAGUCAAAGGUCUGAAGGGCCGCCAAGGGGCUCCAGGAGCCACUUUUCCUGGGCCUAAAGGCCUGAACGGCCCACCUGGUGACACAGGUCUUCCAGGCUUGCCAGGCAAACCUGGUUACCCUGGCAAAGAAUGCUACACACCUUCACCGGGACCUGACGGAGAUAUAGGAUAUGAAGGACCUUCAGGACCCCCAGGUCCUCCUGGGGAACAGGGCCCUCCGGGCAAUGAAAUAUUGUUCAAAGGAGACCCAGGACCAGAUGGCCUCCAUGGAUUACCAGGCUGUAAGGGAGAUAGGGGCUUCCCAGGACCUCCUGGAUCUCAGAACUAUGCAGGCUUUGUCGGUACAAAAGGUGAGAGAGGUCCCACUGGUCUGAGUGGUGCUCUAGGACCCAAAGGUCAGCAAGGUCUCCCUGGGCCCCAGGGCCGCAAGGGAGAAACUGGCCCAGUUGGAGAUAUGGGUGUCAAAGGUGCUCCUGGUGAUUCCAUCAGUGGAUGUUCAUUGUCGGCUCCCCCUGGACUUCCAGGACCUCGUGGUUACCCAGGAUCUAAGGGAUUCCCUGGUGAUGUGGGUCCUCCUGGGAAUUCAGGACGUAAAGGAGAGAAAGGUUCUAAAGGGUCUGUGGGCCUCCCUGGUCUACCAGGUCCUGCUGGUCCUAAUGGUCUUGUUGGAGACCCAGGAGAAGGUGGUCAGCGAGGAUUUAUUGGACCUCAAGGCAUCCCAGGUUCACCUGGUGAUCCAGGUGAGCCAGGCCAUAGGGGGGCAUCGAGAUCAGGCUUCCUUUUGGUUAUCCACAGCCAAUCAGUGCAGGUGCCAUUUUGCCCUGAAGGCAGCAGUCAGCUUUGGCUGGGCUACAGUCUGGUGUACCUUGAGGGACAAGAGAGGGCUCACACACAAGACCUGGGCCAGGCUGGCUCCUGCCUCCCUGUUUUCUCCACAAUGCCUUUCUCCUACUGCAACAAAGCUGCUUGUCAUUACUCCAGUCGCAAUGACAAAUCCUAUUGGCUCUCCACCACUGCUCCCAUACCCAUGAUGCCUCUGCUUGGCCAGGAGAUUAGCUCCCACAUCAGCCGCUGUGUAGUGUGUGAGACAGUUUCGCCCGCAACAGCUUUUCACAGCCAGGAUCACACAGUUCCCGCAUGCCCACCUGGCUGGAGGAGUCUGUGGACCGGAUACUCUUUCCUCAUGCACACUGGGGCCGGUGACGAAGGUGGUGGCCAGUCUCUGACCUCUUCUGGUAGCUGCCUUAAGGAUUUCAGAACUCAUCCCCUCAUAGAGUGCCAGGGUAGGCAUGGCUCCUGUCACUAUUUUGCCAACCUCUACAGUUUUUGGCUGACUACUGUGAGUCAGACAGAGCAGUUUAUCACCCCGCGGCCCAGCACCAUCAAAGCAGCUGACCAACAGCGACGCAGGGCCAGUCAGUGUCAUGUCUGCUACAGAGAGCAAUAAAGGUCCUCUCGUCACUUUUAGUUGUAGCUUUAAGCCAUUCCAUUUUCAAAACCUGAUUCUGAUUACCACUCAGGGCCAUAUUUAGAUUAUAUUUGGUGAAAAAAAAUGUGGUUUUACAAUUUAUACACUGUUACCUUUAUCUGAAAAGCUUUUUUUUAUGCAAUACUGCUUUCACUGUAUCUUUUCUGUCAUUACUUUAAUGAGGUGCUAUUUCUAAUGAUAAAAAAUGUUUUAAUAAUUGGUCAAUCAUCUGACUGCUGUACCUUAAGAUUACGUGUUCACCCACUUUUUCAUAUCAGUGUUGAAAUCCUAACUAAAUCAUCCUUUAGGAGAGAUAUUCAAAAUACCUUUCCUUCUUUAUCUACAUUUUGCGCCUCAGUUAAAAUGUUUAAAAAAAGUUUUAACAUUCAUUCAUUCAGAGUUCAAUGGCUAUGACAGCUGAAAAAAAAUAGAGAAAAUAAAAAAUUUCAACAGGAUACGGUUUUUCCAUAGAAGGUUUCAAGUUCAUAUUUAUUUAUUUCUCUUAACAGAACCCAAGUGACAAUCAGAAUACAGUACUUUUUUCCUCAAACAUGUUUUUUCCUUUUCUUUUUUAUUACGCAAAACAAGAGAACACUCAGUGCAAUAGGACAGAGGACUCUGACAGUGCGGUGCUCUCUACCUUUUCACAGUGCACGUUUAUACACACAAAAAGAUUGUACAUCGUCAUUAUUACAUUUCCAACCUCGACCCACCAACAUCAUGGAUAGGGCAAAGUGAAUGUCUUAAAACAAUCAUUUUUAAAGAUUCAGCUUGCAUACAGUGUAGCUUGGCACACACACACAAACAUGCACAGCUCUCUCCCUCAAACACACACACACACACACACACACACACACACAACACACACACACACACACACACACACAGGUACAACAUGGAGGGACCUCUGUAGCAUUGAUUCUCACCAGAGAGGGGGUACUGCACUUGCACUCUGAGGGCUAGCUCAUUUUACUAUUUUGGCAUUGUUGACAUUGCAUUUUAAUGUGCAAAGAGAACCAAUUCAGAUGAUGUAAGCAGGAGGCUGAGGUAGAGGGAGAGAGCUGGGGGAGAAGGAGAUGUAUGUAACCAGCCUGAUUAAAUGUGAUGGAAAAUGA
Molecule: messenger RNA, 6602 nt
Organism: Xiphias gladius (swordfish)
Lineage: Eukaryota; Metazoa; Chordata; Actinopteri; Istiophoriformes; Xiphiidae
Product: collagen alpha-4(IV) chain-like
Exons: 48
Coding region: 460-5466 (1668 amino acids)
Cellular component (GO): collagen trimer
Molecular function (GO): extracellular matrix structural constituent
Source: RefSeq, a predicted model, not a curated record